UACUACACUACACUACUACACUUUACAUUAUACACUACUACACUACACUAUACACUACUCACGGCUCCCUCUGCAGCUCCGCCCCCCAGUAUGGCUGCCCGCCUGCUGCCGUUGCCGCGUCGACCCCGGGGCCUGCUGACGCUGCCGACGCUCAGCCUGGGCUCGCCUGGGGCUACGCACUGCCGCCACCACCACCUCCACCACCACCACGCCUCCUGCUCAUCCCUCACCUCCUCCACCUCCUCGUCCCUCACCUCCUCCAUCUUCACCUCCUCCUCCUCCUCCUCCACCUCCUUCUCCACCUCCUCAUCCUCGGCUUCUCGUUCCUCCGUGGGGCCGACGGAGCAAGCGGCGAUGGAGAGGAGGAGGGAGGUGAGGAGGAGCUCCUUCCUGGGCGACGUCACGGCGCUGUGUACAAGCGGUCGUGCUCCCCCGGCCGCCCUCUGGCUGGGCUUUGGGGGCCUCCUGCCGCUCGGCCUGGCCCCGGCCGCCCUAGGCCUGGGCCUAGAGGCCUGGGGGCCUGGCCUGGCCUGGGCCCAGCUGACGUACGGAGCCUGCCUCCUCGCCUUCCUGGGGGGCUCACGCUGGGGGGCCGCCGUGGUUCACGAUCACGGGAGGUGGCCGAGAGAGGGGGAGGUCAGAGUCCUGGUGACCCCUGCCGUGACCCCUGUGACCCCGACCGUGACCCCCGUGACCUCUACCGUGACCCCUUCGACCGUGACCCCCACCGUGACCCCCGCCCUGACCUCCUUGACCCCCGCCGUGGCCUCCGUGACCCCCUCCGUGACCUCCGGUGACCCCUACCGUGACCUCGGGGACUUUGACCACCCGGUGGACCCGGUCAGCCCCGUGUCGAGGAUUCGUCUGCGUGCUGAUUGGCUGAACCUGGGCCACGGGGCGGUGCCUCCACUGCUGGGGUGGGCGUCGCUCAUCGUGGCUGAGCAGCACUCCCUCACCUCAGCCCUACUGCUGCAGGCGAUGUCACAACUCGUCUGUCUUCACUACGACUCUCUCCUGUUGCUGAGUUACCUGUCUGUGUGUGUGUCUAUCUGUGUGUCUAUCUGUGUGUCUAUCUGUGUGUCUAUCUGUGUGUCUAUCUGUGUGUCUAUCUCCCCCACAGAGCAGCACUCCCUCACCUCAGCCCUACUGCUGCAGGCGAUGUCCCAACUCGUCUGUCUUCACUACGACACCCUCCUGUUGCCGGGUUACCCGGAUUGGUACCGGGGUCUCCGCUUGGUCCUCUCGGCCGCAGCGAUCCUCCUCCUCUCGUCCACGGCCGUGAUGAUCACCGCCGGCAACUCCUCGGCCUCGACCGCCGGCGCCGCCAUCGCCCCCGGGAACUCGGCAGCCCCGUCCGCCGGCGACACUCCACGGCUCUCUGGCCGGGUCGAGUAGAGCCGGCGUCUUUUGCCGACGUACGGUAGCGUACAGUGGCGUACAGUAGCGUACAGUGGUGUACAGUGGUGUACAGUGGUAUACAGUAGCGUACGGUGGUGUACAGUAGCGUACGGUGGCGUACAGUAGCGUACGGUGGUGUACAGUAGCGUACAGUGCCGUACAGUUGCGUACAGUAGGGUACGGUAGCGUACGUGCCGUACAGUAGCGUACGGUGGCGUACAGUGGCGUACAGUAGCGUACAGUGGCGUACGGUGGCGUACAGUGGCGUACAGUAGCGUGCAGUGGUAUACAGUAGCGUACGGUGGUGUACGGUAGCGUACGGUAGUGUACGUUAGCGUUGUGUUGGUGUUUUUGGAAUCUGAUUGAUUUGAUUGCUUCUGGCCGACUGGCUGAGGUUAGUCUUGGUGACUGUGGUCCCAGCUGCCUUGAGAUCGUUGACAAGAUCCUCCCGUGUAGUUCUGGGCUGAUCCCUCACCGUUCUCAUGAUCAUUGCAACUCCACGGGGUGAGAUCUUGCAUGUAGCCC
Molecule: messenger RNA, 1923 nt
Organism: Petromyzon marinus (sea lamprey)
Lineage: Eukaryota; Metazoa; Chordata; Hyperoartia; Petromyzontiformes; Petromyzontidae
Source: RefSeq, a predicted model, not a curated record